AUGGAACAGGCGAGUGCGACGGUUGAAGUUGCCGGUCGCGAGGGCACUAGCAGACGGAGACGGCCGCCAAGGAAGAAGCCGGAGGCCGGAUCAGUGGCAGAUUCGCAGAAUGGCCCGUCCAUUGAUGGGUCAAAUGGCACAGGUAACAGCAGCUCCAGGCGAGGUCCAGGCAGGAAUCAGGGCCAGAAUUCAAGGCGAAAUGCAAAAAGUAACGCCCAGAACGGGUCGUCGGGUGAAACAGCAACAGCUGGUCCGGGUUCGGAGUCAACAAGUGAAGUUUCGAAGUCAAACGGGGGUCCUCGCCACGGGAAACAGUCGAGACCUAGGAACAACAGAAACCAGAAACAAGGCUCGGAAAAUGGCCUGUCAAAUAGAGACUCCUCAAAGAACAGUAGAAAACCAACGCCACGGGUUUCAAAACGAGAUCAGGAACUCAGUCAGGUUCUUGAAUUAUACGGCAUUGCUGAUUCAGCAGGUGAUGCUGGUUCAACAUCGGGAUCGACGUCGACCCCUGCAUACACCCUUGCAUUAGCCCCUUCAGACCCAGACUUUCCUUUUGAUAUGGACUUUCUUAUUUUUAGAUUCUAUCUUCCUUUGGAUUAUCCGGUAUCACGACCAUGGAUUUCCGUCGAGAACUCGGAUAUUCCUAAGGGCUACUCGGCUAAUGUCGAGAUGGGGUUCCGCCAGAUCGCUACGAAGGCGACGAAGAACCCCAAUCUUAUGAAAAUGUUACAGGAACUCAAUACCAAUCUUGAAACGUUUUUGAAAAUGGAGAAACAACAGACUAUAAAGAUUGUCAAGCACAAACAGGUUGCAAAGACUGGUGACUCGCGGGCUAAUGACGGUAGUAGUGCUGGAGCAGGGUCGGGUGGUGUUUCUUCUAGUGCCACCAGUCCAAGUCCUCAGACAACUAAUGGUUCUGCAUUUAAUCCUAUGAAAAUGUCGUUUGUGCCAAAAGCCAUGUCGGAUAAACGAAAACGACAAAUGGAUAUUUUGAUUAAACGACUGGGUGAUGUCUGUCAGUACAAUCCACAGGCAUCCACCAGUCAGAUCAAAGUGACUAUUACACCAGCACAUUCAGAAAUCCUUCCAGAAACACUCAACACUCCGUUUGUGGUGACACUGAAAGUUCCUGAAGAUUACGGCAUUUCCCCUUGUACAAUAACACUUCCUAAUAACGACGAUGCAUCUUUUAACGUCAUGAACAAUUUCAACGCACAUGCCAAGGCAGUUAUGAAAUCCUGGUCUUUGCUUGCAUUAAUGAAUUAUCUCACAGUUGAGCUCGAGAGUCUGAUGCUUCCUAGCUGGGUUUCCGAUAAACAGAAGAGUCAGUUAGCUGCUCAGGAGACCGCUCAGAAGGUUAAGAACACAGAAUCGAGCACGCCAAUCGAGUCGAAAUCCGAAACUGUCAAUGAAGUUGGUGAGGUAACUGCUACUGUAGACACCGCAAUUAGUACCACUUCGAACACCGCAGAAGAAACAUCGAAAGUCGAUGCCGACUCUGUAUCAGAUUCCGAUGUCGACUCUCGUUCUCCGGAGUCUGACGCUGAUUCCGACUCUGAAUCAGACAGUGAUGACGAAGACAAAACAUACACUACGAAAUCAACCAACUCUGGCCUCGCAUCUGACCAGCUCAAGAAAACCGGAACCGCUGUCGACUUGAUCGAUAUUCAAAUGACUAAUAUCGGUUUCCUCGAAUGUCACGCUCUCAGUCUCGUGCUAGCUUGUAACAAGUGCAAGACCGAAAACGAGGUUCACAACGUCGUAUCUGGUCCGUACGGAAGAGAGUCAAAAGCCACUCCUCUAAGAUGUGAAAAGUGUAACUCAUUACUAGCAGUAGCGUUCCGCAAGAACUUUUUGCAUUCUCACAGCAACAACGCGGGGUACCUUGAUCUGUCUGGCUGUUCUGCUGCCGAUAUUCUCCCGUCAGCUUUCUCUCCUACCUGUGGACAGUGCACCACCUCAUGGCCACAAGCCUUCCGUCGAGUGGAAUUUGGCCGUGUCAACAACUUCAACUGCCGUGAAUGUCAUGCGAAGCUGUCUUUACUAAUACCAGGCUUUUCUUUCGAUGUCAUCUCGACUGAAAACCUCGCCAAAGAUCGAAUCAACGCCAAUCUCGCCAAACGCAAGGACAAGACCCAGAGUCUCGGUCUUGUAGGCGGCACCCCACUUCCCAACAAUGGAUCAUGCCAACACUAUAAAAAGUCCAAUCGUUGGUUCCGAUUCAGCUGCUGUAGCAAAGUGUACCCCUGUGACCGCUGUCACGACGAGAAAGCCAACCAUCCUAACGAGCGUGCCCACAGAAUGAUCUGUGGCAAGUGUUCUCGCGAGCAAAAUUUCUCCGAUGUGUGCCUCUUCUGCCGACACUCGUUCGACAACAAACACUCACCGUUCUGGGAGGGCGGCAAAGGCACCCGUGACAAGGUCAAAAUGAGUCGCAAAGACCCUCACAAGUACAAGAGAGUUAAGAAUUAG
Molecule: messenger RNA, 2475 nt
Organism: Sugiyamaella lignohabitans
Lineage: Eukaryota; Fungi; Ascomycota; Dipodascomycetes; Dipodascales; Trichomonascaceae
Exons: 1
Coding region: 1-2475 (824 amino acids)
Molecular function (GO): zinc ion binding
Source: RefSeq, a predicted model, not a curated record